Microdochium trichocladiopsis is the source of this 640-nucleotide messenger RNA. RefSeq lists its product as uncharacterized. The record is from RefSeq and is a predicted model, not a curated record. Gene Ontology annotation, cellular component: mitochondrial inner membrane; MICOS complex; mitochondrion. Bases 82 to 354 code for a protein of 90 amino acids. NCBI's taxonomy places the organism in Eukaryota, Fungi, Ascomycota, Sordariomycetes, Xylariales, Microdochiaceae. The transcript is spliced from 3 exons.
GGCAGCAUCAUCAACAACCCACACCCGCUAUCACAAACACAAGAACUUUGCCCGAUCUAGAGCUUGUUCGAUCCGCCCAUCAUGUCCGAGAAGCCCACAUAUCCCGCUGCGCCGAGCGCGGUUUCCAGGCCCGUCAGCGAAGCCCUGCUCAACGAGAAGUGGGAUCGCUGCCUGUCCAACAUGCUCAUCAAGUCCGGUCUUGGCCUUGGUUUCGGCGUUGUCUUCUCCGUCCUCCUCUUCCGCCGGAGGGCGUGGCCCGCCUUCGUCGGCGUUGGCUUCGGAGCUGGCCGUGCCUACGAGGAGUGCAACUUUAGUCUGAAGCAAGCUUCGAGGGACCUCAAGAAGCAGGCAUAAAAGCGGAAUGGAGAGGUACCUCGAAGGGACGCCCAAGGGUGGCGGGUGUGUCAAUGAACUAAUCCGGCACUGCUCGCAAGCUCGACGCCUGAUGCUCGCUCGAAGGAUUAAGAGGAUAAAUAUCAACUGAGAGACCACGAAAUGGCCAAGUGCUAAUGGACGGCUGUGACUGGUCGGAAAGGCGGUACUUCGGGUGCUUUCCUGUACAACAGCUGCUGCAGAAUCGAUAGACGCCUCAUACGAGGACCACAUGAUUUCCUUGGUAUCAUUGACAGUGCGAGCUUCA